GUGUGUGUACCCUAGAAUGAAUAGGGACAAUUGCAACCUCAAGUCCGAGGUCAUUGCUCAUUUCAUCAAGGCACAAAUUGCGAUAUCACCAGAAUUGCCUCUUGCUACCAUAAUUGAGGUCGUGAAGGAGAAGUUUCAAUUCACUAUAUCAUAUAAGAAAGCGUGGCUUGCAAGGACGAAGGCAGUUGCAAUGGUGUUUGGUGACUGGGACGAGUCGUACCGAAGGUUGCCUAGAUAUAUGGCUGCAUUGCAGUCAUUCAAUCCAGGCACAGUUGUCAUGUGGGACAUGAUUCCGAAUUUGCACUCUACCUCAAUCGGAACUGAAAUGUACAUGAACUAUGUGUUCUGGGCAUUUAAACCUGCAAUAGAAGGCUUCAAGUAUUGUCGUCCAGUGAUAUGCAUUGACGGCACACACUUGUACGGGAAAUACGAAGGGAAAAUUGUUGCGGCCACUGCAGUGACUGCUGCGAACAAGAUUGUACCUCUUGCUUUUGCCAUUGUUGACAAGGAGAUGAUCGAGAGUUGGGGUUGGUUCAUUACUCUGCUAAGGCGACAUGUGUGCCGUGACCGAGAGGGGGUCACAUUGAUAUCCAAUCGACACACAGCUUUGCUUAGUGUCCUGUCAAGAAUUUGGGACAAUCCAGAAGUUCAACCAAGAGGGUACCAUAGGUAUUGCUUGCGACACGUAUGUAGCAAUUUCAAUGAAAGAUUCGGCAAUACAGUAGCGAAGGAUCUUGUGUGGAGAGUUGGUUCUGCACGGCAAGUGCGGAAGUUUAACAAGAUUAUGGACGAUAUCUACAAGCUCGAGAAGAAUGCUGAACGGCAGUUUAGACGGAUGAACCCUAUUCAUUGGACAUUGUGCCAUGAUGGUGGUUGUCGUUGGGGCAUAUUGACGAAAAACCAUAUAGAGGGCUUCAAUGGCGUACUGAAAGGCGCACGCAGUGUUCCCAUUACAGCAUCAGUUGAGAUCACUUUUUAUCGGAUUGUGAAAUAUUUUGGCGAAGGCAGGACCAUUGCUAAAAAUGCAAGUAAUCGGGGUCACUUGUACACGACUAAUGUUCAACGAUGGAUUGAUGAGCACCAAGCUAAAGCGAAUGUGCAUAUGUUGGUACCGAUUAAUAGGGGAAUAAGGGAAUAUGAGGUGAGGACAGCACCGCAUGGGAUGGGGGGUGGUGCUCGUCAAAUAGUUAGUCUCCGACCACCGAGUUGUUCAUGUGGGAAGUACACAUUAUUUCACUUGCCAUGUUCCCACAUGCUUGCUGUGACAGCAGACUUGGGCGAGGACCCUUUUCCUUUCAUUGCACCAGAGUAUAGGUUGGAAGUCCAUAAGUGUAUCUUCGCGCAGAAGUUUAGGCCCAUGCCGCACGAGCAAUAUUGGCCUGACAAUGAUUACCCAACUUUGCUUGCUAUUCCAGCUUGA
Molecule: messenger RNA, 1420 nt
Organism: Camellia sinensis
Lineage: Eukaryota; Viridiplantae; Streptophyta; Magnoliopsida; Ericales; Theaceae
Molecular function (GO): zinc ion binding
Source: RefSeq, a predicted model, not a curated record